Prunus dulcis (almond) is the source of this 1615-nucleotide messenger RNA. RefSeq lists its product as uncharacterized. The transcript has 3 exons. The coding region runs from base 167 to 1462 and encodes 431 amino acids. The record is from RefSeq and is a predicted model, not a curated record. Lineage: Eukaryota; Viridiplantae; Streptophyta; Magnoliopsida; Rosales; Rosaceae.
UCAAAGCAUAGCAUAUUACUCUUGUCCAAAGCCAAUCAAUUUCUGUCUCAUUCUUCCACCAUUGUUGCUUCCAUACCAACCUGCAGAAAAAAAAUAUAUAUCAAAAACUCCACUAAUUCCUUUGUAUCUGAUUUGCCUUAACCCCAACACUCCACAAAACCAAUCCAUGAACCCCUCCACUACUUCACCCAACACCAACAUCCAUGUCGACUUCCCUAACAGCCACCCAAAUGAAGACCAAAAUCAACCAAACACUCCCUUACUUCACCAAUGCUGUGAUGAGCUACGCAGCUUCAGAGUGAGCCUCAAAUGGUGGACACUAGACCACUCCUCAUGCCUUGGAAAAUUCAUAUCCUACUUCACCUUCAUCUUCCUAACCAUCCUAGUCCCCAUCCUAGCCGCCUUCUCUCUCAAAUCCCCAUCCGAAGACCCCAUCUCUUUCAACAAGCUUGUCCAACUUCCCCAGUCCGGCUUAGCCGCCAUUGGCUUCAUCACUCUGUCUGGCUUCUUCAGGAAGUAUGGCCUGAGACAACUCCUCUUCCUCGACGGUCUUGAAGAUGACACUUGUUUUGUUCGUCGGGGAUACACUCGUCAGCUCGAUAAGGCCUUCAAGUGCCUAGCUUACAUACUAUUGCCUUCCUUUUUCAUUGAGCUUGCACACAAGAUCAUAUUCUUCUGCACUGUCAAAAUCUCACUUCUCCAUAUUAGCUCAAGCGUCCCGCUCAAUUCCAUAAUGUUUGUUUUGGUUUUGGCUUCUUGGGUUUAUAGGACAGGGGUGUUCUUGCUGGUUUGUGUUCUGUUUCGGUUGACUUGCGAGCUCCAAAUACUUCGAUUUCAAGGACUGCACAAGCUAUUUGAGGGGCGCGAAUCCGAAUCCAGCGUCAUAUUCCAGGAACAUAUACGGAUAAGAAAGCAAUUAUGGGUUACGAGCCACAGGUACCGAUUCUUCAUCAUCGGAUGCAUGUUUGUCGUCACUGUGAGCCAGUUUGGGGCCUUGUUGCUGGUUUUGGCAUCCAAAACAGAGAAGACUUUUCUCAACUCUGGUGAUCUUGUGGUUUGUUCUGCUGUUGAGCUUAGUGGUUUGUUCUUGUGCCUAAUGGAGGCAGCAAGAAUAACACAUAGAGCUCAAGGAAUUUCAGCGAUUGCAACAAGAUGGCACAUGCUUUUGACCUGUCCAUCUGCUGCAUUAGAUCAGCAAUGCAAAAAACAGCAGAGCUCAGAGGCUGAUGGAUGUUGUGGAGAGACUGAUUCAGAAUUUUCAUCGAACGUUUUGACUUCAUUUUCUCCACAGGAGCCUUCCUCAUUCCAAACCAGGCAAGCUCUAGUGGCAUACUUGGGGCACAACAGUGGAGGGAUCACGCUAUUCGGGUUUCCGCUUGAUCGGGGAUUGCUUCACACACUGUUUGCGUUUGAGUUCUCUCUGGUGCUGUGGGUGCUCAGCAAAGUGGUUGUCUUGUCUUAAGCACAACGUUACAAGAUUGACAAUGAAGCUGCCAGCAACAUCAUUCACAAUAAGAUUGCCAGGACCAACCUCUCUGUUCUCAUCGAAACUCGAAUUGUUUAAACGUGUUUCUUGGACUGUUUAGUGAGGAUCAUUAAUAGAGAUCAGCUUCAA